Molecule: messenger RNA, 1695 nt
Organism: Trichophyton benhamiae CBS 112371
Lineage: Eukaryota; Fungi; Ascomycota; Eurotiomycetes; Onygenales; Arthrodermataceae
Exons: 1
Coding region: 1-1695 (564 amino acids)
Source: RefSeq, a predicted model, not a curated record
AUGUCCUGUGCUCUCUGCCAAGUUGCCUUCCAUGAAGUCAAAGAACAACGAGAACACGCCAAAUCGGAUCACCACCGGUACAAUUUGAAGGCGAGACUACGGGGGACAGCCACACUUAAUGAGACAGAGUUUAAUAAGGCGAUUGGAGAUCUGGAUGAAUCCAUAUCUGGCUCGGACUCUGAGUCUGAUGAUGACGAGGAGAGCGGGCAGCAAACACCCGAUACCACCCUGACGGCACUAUUGAAAAAACAGGCAAAGAUAAGCUCGCCGGUGCCGUUUGAUGACAGUUCAAAUUCAAGUAGAAAGGGCCGUGGAGGCAAAGAGCCGUUAUUAUGGUUUACUAGCCCCCUACUUGACGCAAAUACCUCACUGGGAGUAUAUCGAGCUCUGUUUACAAACGAAGAGCAGACAGAGCCAAACUAUUUGGUUGAUUCUCUAAGGGCAAAACAAAAGAAGCCUCAUGUUAUACAGAGGGCUAAAGAUACCUCGGAGACAGCUUCCAGCACAUCCAAGGCCACAAAUGAUUCACCCCCUGAACACAUAUUCCUAUGUAUGAUCGGUGGCGGCCACUUCGCCGCCAUGGUGGUAGCUCUGGCACCUGAAGUUCAGAAGCGCUCUGGAGUGGAAGAAAGACAGGCACGCGUGCUUGCACAUAAAACAUUCCAUCGAUAUACCACAAGACGAAAACAAGGAGGUGGCCAGGCGGCUCAUGAUGCGGCUGGAGGAGCCGCUCACUCCGCGGGUGCUACAUUGCGGCGAUAUAAUGAAGCAGCCUUGGAAAGUGAAAUCAGACAGUUACUGAAGAGCUGGAAGGAUAUGAUUGACGAUGCACAGUUACUUUUUAUUCGAGCUGCUGGGUCUACCAACCGCAGAAUAUUGUAUGGACCAUAUGAGGGGCAGGUUUUGAAGCAUACGGACCCCAGAAUACGCGUGUUCCCCUUUAGCACACGCCGAGCUACCCAGGCAGAGCUAAUGAGGGCAUUUACGGAACUUACUCGCGUCAAGGUCAGCCAUAUCGACGAGGCUGCACUUGCUGCAGAAGAAGCGAAACGGGACGCAGCCUCCAAGUCCCCCAAGUCUGCGGCUCAAACACAACCUCAGAAGCCUAAAAUAUCCAAAGAAGAUGAGGCCGCGAUGCUUCACACAUCUCAGAUUCAAGCUCUCAUUCGACGUUCAAAGGUUCCUGCACUGCUGUCGUACAUUUCAAGCAAUUCAAUACCACAAGAUUUCCGAUUCUAUCCGGCCAACUCGGCACAAAAUUACCACGCGUCAACCCCUCUACAUCUUGCUGCAAGCUCCAAUUCACCAGCCAUCGUCAGCGCGCUGCUAACGAAGGUACGGGUGGAUCCAACCCAGCUGAAUGACGAUGGGAAACCGCCGUUUGAUCUAGCUGGAAACCGCAUAACUCGAGAUGCAUUCAGGGUUGCGCGACACGAGCUUGGUGAAGAGGCUUGGGAUUGGGAAGCCGCCCAUGUACCCUCUGCAAUGUCCAAGCAGGAGAGUGACAGCCGAGAAGAAGCGGAGAAAAGGACGAUACAGGAAGCUGAAAACAAAAGACGAACAGAAGAAGUUGAACGCCUGAGGAAAGAGGAAACCCCUUCGAUUGGGGGAAGAACCGGGCUUCUCGCCAAACAAUUGCCGCUAUCCAGCAGAAGACCGGUGCUGAGAAACGAGAAGAAGAGACUAGAGGAAUGA